Messenger RNA from Daldinia caldariorum, 3667 nucleotides. Its product is annotated as potassium/sodium eff. Gene Ontology annotation, cellular component: plasma membrane. The transcript is spliced from 4 exons. Gene Ontology annotation, biological process: calcium ion transmembrane transport; intracellular calcium ion homeostasis. The record is from RefSeq and is a predicted model, not a curated record. Gene Ontology annotation, molecular function: P-type calcium transporter activity; ATP hydrolysis activity; ATP binding. The coding region runs from base 241 to 3576 and encodes 1111 amino acids. NCBI's taxonomy places the organism in Eukaryota, Fungi, Ascomycota, Sordariomycetes, Xylariales, Hypoxylaceae.
AUACCUCACGUAGGUUAUGUUGCUGAGAGGCGAAUUUAGCUGCAGUUUAACACCUUGGAAUUUCUUGGCCAACAAGUGAUAAAAAUUUUGAGCAUCUUGCUUUGUCUCGUCUUGUUUAUUUUUUUCAACUGCUCCUAAAAGUCAACCGUUCCCAUACUUCCCACUCUACUACGUCUUAAGAUAUUGCGUAGAAAAACUCGAACCUUUGUUAAGCAUUACUUUCAUACCUCACUGUCUAUCAUGGCAGAAAAGGAUGGUAAUUUCUCUGGAAAUCCUGUCUCAGGACAGUCCAAUAAGCCCCUAUCCCGACCGGCUCAUGCGUUGACUUGCGAGCAACUCAUUCUUGAAUUGAGCUCUGAUAGUGUUCAUGGCUUGUCAAGCAAUGUAGCAAAGCAACGACUAGAAGAACUCGGGAGGAAUGAGUUGGGUGAUUCUGAAGGUGUUUCCGCAUGGAAAAUUAUUGUAGCGCAGAUUGCAAACGCGAUGACUAUGGUGCUUAUACUGGCAAUGGCUGUUAGUUAUGGUAUUAAGUCUUAUAUUGAAGGCGCUGUUAUUACUGCUGUCAUUCUCCUUAAUGUCAUUGUUGGGUUCUUCCAAGAGUAUUCUGCUGAAAAGACAAUGGACUCUCUUCGUUCUCUCAGCUCGCCCACAGCCAACGUCGUACGCGAUGGGGAUACUAAGAUUGUCCCUACUCCUGAAGUUGUUGUGGGUGAUCUAGUUGAAAUCAAGACUGGUGAUACUAUACCAGCUGAUCUCCGGAUUAUCGAGGCUGUCAACUUCGAAACUGACGAAGCACUCUUAACUGGAGAGUCGUUGCCAGUUCGCAAGGACGAAAAUUCCACAUUUGAUGAUGACACAGGACCUGGAGACCGACUGAAUGUCGCGUUUAGCUCUUCAACGGUGACAAAGGGCCGAGCCAAAGGCAUAGUCUUUGCUACGGGCACUUACACUGAGAUUGGUGCUAUUGCUGCGGCGAUUCGACAGAAGGACUCCAAGAUCCGUCCCGUCAAACGAAAUGCUGACGGUUCCGCAAAACCUCACCGUUACUUAGAGGCCUAUACCUUGACUCUCACAGACGCCAUCGGCCGCUUCCUAGGGGUUAAUGUAGGAACACCACUCCAACAGAAAUUAUCCAAGUUGGCAAUCCUCCUUUUCGGCAUCGCUAUCGUGUGCGCUAUCAUUGUCCUUGCGGCUAACAAAUUCGUGCCCCAACAAGAAGUCAUCAUCUAUGCGGUUGCUACUGGCUUGUCGAUGAUCCCCGCCUCUCUGGUCGUCGUUCUAACCAUUACCAUGGCCGCCGGAACAAAGCGUAUGGUGGAGCGAAACGUCAUAGUACGAAAUCUCAAGUCUUUGGAAGCCCUGGGAGCGGUCACCGAUAUUUGCUCUGACAAAACCGGAACUUUGACUCAAGGCAAGAUGGUAGCGAGACGAGCAUGGAUUCCCGCUAUCGGUACUUAUACCGUUGAAACGUCUUCGGAGCCCUUUAAUCCUACGACUGGUACGAUAUCGCUCAAUACGCAUCAGCCAUGGCAAAUCGACUUUGAAAAGGACGGACGCGAGACUAGCAUGGCCGAACACCCUUAUCAAUUCCUGGAGAAUAGCAAGCAAGCAUUGCCCGACUUUUUACGUGUUGCUUCGCUCGCCAAUCUAGCCACCGUCUCCCCGAGAGAUGGCGUAUGGACCGCACGGGGUGACCCGACCGAGAUAGCAAUCCAGGUUUUCGCUUCGCGCUUCGACUGGAACCGGCUCAAGCUUACGCAGGGCGAAAAUGCGGAAUGGAGCCAGGUCGCCGAGCUGCCCUUCGACUCCGACAUCAAGCGCAUGUCCGUCGUGUUCCGGAACAUCCCCACGGGGCAGCUCUUCGCGCUUACCAAGGGGGCCGUCGAGCGGGUCGUCGCCAUCUGCACGAGGUACUGCAAGGAGGACGACGGCGGCGAGACUACGGUCGAGAUCGACGAGGAAUUCCGCGCCAACGUCCUCAAGAACAUGGAAGCCCUCGCCAGCACGGGGCUGCGCGUCCUCGCGCUCGCGAGCAAGUCCUUCAAGGACCACCUCGAGAAGGGCGACGAGGUCGACCGCGCCGACGUCGAGUCCAACCUCGUGUUCCGCGGCUUGAUCGGCCUAUACGACCCCCCGCGCCCCGAGUCCGCCACCGCCGUCCGCAGCUGCCACGAGGCGGGCAUCUCCGUGCACAUGCUGACCGGAGACCACCCCGAGACGGCAAAGGCCAUCGCACUCGAGGUCGGCAUACUGCCCAGCCGUAUGGAGCGCGUUAGAGCAGACGUCGCACACGCCAUGGUCAUGACGGCUAGCCAAUUUGACUCAUUGACGGAUGAUCAAGUCGAUAGUCUUCCCGUUCUGCCGUUGGUUAUCGCACGGUGCGCACCGAACACUAAAGUCCGUAUGAUCGAGGCGUUGCACAGACGCAAGAAGUUCUGCGCAAUGACCGGCGACGGCGUAAACGACUCCCCCUCGCUGCGCCGAGCAGACGUCGGCAUCGCAAUGGGUCUGGCGGGCAGCGAUGUAGCGAAGGAAGCCUCGGACGUCGUUCUCUCGGACGACAACUUCGCGAGCAUCGUAGCCGCGAUCGAGGAAGGCCGGCGCAUCUUCGACAACAUCCAGAAGUUCGUGCUGCACGUGCUGGCGGAGAACAUCGCGCAGGCGGGCACCCUGCUCGCGGGGCUCGCGUUCAAGGACGAGCGCGGCCUCUCCGUGUUCCCGCUCGCCCCCGUCGAGAUCGUCUGGAUCAUCAUGGUCACCUCCGGCAUGCCCGACAUGGGGCUCGGCUUCGAGCGCGCGGUGAAGGACAUCAUGACGCGGCCCCCGCAGAGCCUGCAGACGGGCAUUUUCGAUGCCGAGUUCUUGGUCGACAUGCUCGUGUACGGCCUGUGGAUCGCCGCGCUGUGCCUCGCGAGCUUCGUGUUGGUUGUGUACCGCUUUGGCGGCGGGUCCCUGGGCAGCGGGUGUAACGAGGAAUAUGGCGAUGGCUGCGACGCGGUGUACCGCGCUCGCGCGACGACGUUCGCGUGUCUUACCUGGUUUGCGCUGUUCCUCGCUUGGGAGAUGGUCGAUCGUCGACGGUCUUUCUUCUCGAUCCGGUCCGAGUCCGAAUCCGAGUCCCAGUCUGACAGCCCCAACAAACCUAUCGCUAUCAUCGUAAGGUGGGCGCGGGACAUCAGCCGAAACCGGUUCCUGUUCUGGGCGAUCGUGAUCGGGUUCGCGACGCUCUUCCCCACGCUGUACAUCCCGGGGCUGAACACGGUGGUCUUCAAGCACGUCGGCAUCUCGUGGGAGUGGGCCGUCGUGUUCGUCGGCUCGGGCCUGUUCUUCGCCGGCGUCGAGAGCUGGAAGUGGGCCAAGCGCGUGUACUUCCGGCGCGUGGCUUUCUCCAAGAGGGGCCCCGCGAUGGCCUGGAGGGACAUGGACGUCGAGCAGCGCGCGUUCGCGGAGUACCUCGAUUUCUCGCCGGGCAGCAGCGGUGAUGAUGAUGACCAUAACAAUAAUAGUAGCAAUAAUAUUAGUAGUAAUGGUCAGGGGGUCGAAGGUCAGCUUACGGGUGUUGAGGGACGCCAAUGACUAGGAAGGGGUGGGAAACCCCGAAGUAUACAGAAUGGGAGGGCGAGGUUGAUGGUGGUGGUGAGGUGGCGUGGAGUGGGAGAAGAUGGAG